This is a messenger RNA of Plutella xylostella (diamondback moth), 1319 nucleotides long. RefSeq names its product beta-1,4-N-acetylgalactosaminyltransferase bre-4. Gene Ontology annotation, biological process: carbohydrate metabolic process. NCBI's taxonomy places the organism in Eukaryota, Metazoa, Arthropoda, Insecta, Lepidoptera, Plutellidae. The record is from RefSeq and is a predicted model, not a curated record. Gene Ontology annotation, molecular function: galactosyltransferase activity. Gene Ontology annotation, cellular component: Golgi apparatus.
AAAAAAACACUUGAUUGUGAAUAUUGUUUAUUGUGUUUAUCUUUCAGGUUUUUGUUGAAUAUUUCCAAUAACCAUGCAUUCAUCUAAAAUUAAGUAUUUUGCACUGUUCCUUGUUGUAGCAGCUGCAAUUCUACACCUGACGAACUACUUGAUUAUGAGCAAAACUGUUAUUAACACCAAAUAUGAUAGCGAACAGCAGAUUUUAAAGACGAUUAGGCAAAUUCAAGCUGGGCAAACCAACUUUUACCGAAAGGCUCAAUAUUUAGCGAGGGCGGGUGUGUGCCCUGAGCCUAACGUGAUCAACGACACCUUUGAGGCAUAUAAUACGGACCUGAAUAUAGUUGAUGAAACAGACAUUAACUUGUGGAGUAAAACCCCUAAUGAAGGACUCACUACUAUGUGUCCUUUGUAUCCGGAAAAUGUUGGUCCAAUCCCAGAAGUGACGAGUAUCGGCGAGCCGGCAGACUACCCCAAGAUGGCGAGUGACGUGUUCUUCGGAGGCGUGUACCGCCCGCACGACUGUGUGGCGCGGCAGACGGUCGCUGUUAUUGUGCCUUAUAUUUUCCGCGACCACAUGGAGCGUCUGGCCGCGUUUCUCUACUCGCUACACCCCGUGCUGGUGCAGCAGCAGCUCGAGUACCGCCUCUUCGUGGUCUACUCCAAUGGGUCAAGCAUAACCCGCCCUCCAAUGUCAGUGGGUAGACUCAUGAACAUAGGAGUCCAAGAGGCGAACCGCUACAGAGGAGGACCGUGGAACUGCUACAUAUUCCAUGACCCUGAGAUGUAUCCCCUGGACAGUCGCAACCUGUACCGGUGUUUGGAGGACGCGCCGCGGCAGCUGGUGUCCAGCGUUGUGCCGUUCACCUUCCAACUGCAUGGUGAUAAGUGGAUAAGGAGACAGAUAGAUGAUAAUGCUCCAGAGACUGAAGUGGGCUUUGGCGGCGUUCUUGCGAUGACAUUCGAGCAGUUCAAGAAAGUGAACGGAUUCACUAAUUCCAACACUUUUCUAAUUAAAAAGGAUACCAAUACGUCUCACUUCCCAGACAUGGUUAUUCGUCGAAGCAGGAAGGAUAUAUCAAAGUAUGCUUUUAUUGGCAAAAGUCUUCGUACGCCGGCUCCGUUUGCGUACAACAAAACAACGGACGAAGACGUAGCGGACGGGUUCUCUUCUUUAAAUUACACUUUGAAAUAUACAAAAGAAGUAUAUUUGUACACGUUGAUAAGCGUAGAUGAGUUUUAUGAGUACAACACCAAUGGGACACUUAUUAACUAUUAUUUUGUGUAACAAAAGAAAAAUAAAUUAUUUUUGGCAAUGAUAA